Aureobasidium melanogenum CBS 110374 is the source of this 1194-nucleotide messenger RNA. RefSeq lists its product as uncharacterized. Gene Ontology annotation, molecular function: protein binding. The transcript has a single exon. The coding region runs from base 1 to 1194 and encodes 397 amino acids. NCBI's taxonomy places the organism in Eukaryota, Fungi, Ascomycota, Dothideomycetes, Dothideales, Saccotheciaceae. The record is from RefSeq and is a predicted model, not a curated record.
AUGAAUCUACUAGAGCUUCCACGCGAGAUUCGCGAUAACAUCUACACCCACCUCUUCGAACCCGAGGCCAACCGACGCACCACUUGUGACGGCCUCACAACAUACACAUACUCGCACAACAACCUCUUCUGUGUGAAUCGUCAAAUCUACCACGAAGCCCGCCGUAUCUUCCUCGAACAAAACACAUUCAUCAAAAUCUCCACGCCGUUUCCUGAGUCUAGGUAUCAGGUUGCCGACCAUGGCGUGCCUAUUGUUGCCUCGGAGGCUUGCGCGGACGACUUUUCCCAGCAUGGCUUGUCCGUGGCGAUAGCGUUUCCCUUGACGGCAGCAGAAGAACAAGAUACAUUCAUCAUACACAUCGACGACCUGCCGAAGUUCUGCGAGACUUGGUUCUAUUCGGCAGCCGACUAUCCAGACUUGAAUGGGCACCUGGCGCUGACACUCGAGUUGCGGAAUCCUUCAUCUAGCACGCCCUUGGACGGUGAUAGUAUACCUGCAGAGAAAAAAGUGCUCAAGGCAUUGCAAGAGAGGCUUCUAUAUCCUUUCGGCAGGAUCAAGAAUUUGUUGCGGGUGAAUGUUACAGGUGUCCCUAAACCCGACGAGGCUGUUGUUGCCGAAUUCAAGAGAUUGAUGGCUAUACCACUGGGCUCACCUCUCGAACGCCUCAUCCUCGCCACCGAACACAAAGACGCAGGAAACGUAGCCUUGAUGGCAAACCAACCCCUCGAAGCACUGGAACACUACCGUAAAGCCUGGGAGGCGAUGUUCAUCGUCGUAAACGGCAGAUCUCGCGAAAUUCAUGGUGAAAGAUACUUUGAGACUUUUCUUACUAGUCCGCCGUUUGAGGGCCAGCAUGGCAGUAUGGUGUCUGUUGUGUUGCGAGUAAGGCUUGUGGCUAAUACAUUACUUGCGUACCACAAACUUCGAGACCUCGAGACGGUGGUGCAUAUUGGCAUGCGCACGAUCAAUAUCAUGAGAGGAGGAAGGGAGAAUUUGGAACCUGAUGAAGAGGCUGCCAAUGGAUGGAUCGCUGGACCUGAGAUGGGAAAGAUCUACUACAGAACUGCUUUGGCGUUCAAAGAGAUGGAUGACAAGUAUGAGGCGAGGCAGUUGUUGAAAGUUGCGGUGUUAUAUCUGCCAAACGAACAGAGAGUUCGUGAGUUGGUCAGAGAGUGUGCAUUGAGGCUUGGAUGA